UCCUGCCCCAGCACAGAAGGCCCUUCCUCUGUGGCAGCCACAGAGGCUCAGACAGGACACAUGGCAGGUCCCCGGCUCCAGACCCUGCUGCUCCUACUGCUGUCCUUCACCCUGGGAUCUGCUAGACAAGCAGGAAAGAAUGCGGGGGACCGGAUUAUUGAUGGGGUUCCAUGUCCAAGAGGCUCCCACCCCUAUCAGGUGGCCCUGCUCAAAGGCAAUCAGCUGCACUGUGGGGGCGUCCUGGUCAACGAGGAGUGGGUGGUCACCGCCGCCCACUGCCAGAUGAGCGACUACAACGUGUACAUGGGCAGCUUUCGGCUCAACAGCAGGAGAGGCCAGAAGAUCAAGGCCACGGAGUCCUUCGUCCACCCCCAAUACUCCACACAGACCCACGAGAAUGACAUCAUGCUGGUGAAGCUGAGCGAGUCCGCUAAGCUGACGUCGGCCGUGAGGAAAGUCAACCUGCCCUCCCAGUGCGAUCCGGCCGGGACCCCAUGCACCGUUUCCGGCUGGGGCACCAUCACCAGCCCCGAAGUGACCUUCCCGGCGGAGCUCAUGUGCACGAACAUCAGGCUCAUCACCCCCCAGAACUGCAAGAGGAUUUACAAGGACCUGCUGGGGAAAUCCAUGGUGUGUGCCGGCGAACCCAACUCGAAGACCAACGCCUGCAAUGGUGACUCAGGGGGACCACUGAUCUGCCAAGGCACCCUACAAGGCCUGGUGUCCUGGGGCGCGUUCCCUUGUGGCCAACCCAACGCCCCCGGUGUUUACACCCAAGUCUGCAAGUUCACCGACUGGAUCAAUGAGACCAUAAAAAACAACAGCUAAUCUCUCCGAGCUCCCGUCUCUCCAGCUCUAUGCCUUGAAACCGGAAAUUGACAGAAACCAGGACAUCCAUGACCUGCCGUCAUAGUGGACUUGACCUUUGCUCAAAGUCAUAGUAAAAUCUCAACAAUAGGAUACGCGUGUAAACCAAUGGAAAUCAAGCCAAACACUAAGAUUUAAAAAA
Myotis davidii is the source of this 1009-nucleotide messenger RNA. Its product is annotated as kallikrein-7. The record is from RefSeq and is a predicted model, not a curated record. Gene Ontology annotation, molecular function: serine-type endopeptidase activity. The coding region runs from base 61 to 828 and encodes 255 amino acids. Gene Ontology annotation, biological process: proteolysis; positive regulation of antibacterial peptide production. The transcript is spliced from 5 exons. Lineage: Eukaryota; Metazoa; Chordata; Mammalia; Chiroptera; Vespertilionidae.